This is a messenger RNA of Durio zibethinus, 2241 nucleotides long. Its product is annotated as AT-rich interactive domain-containing protein 3-like. Gene Ontology annotation, molecular function: DNA binding. Gene Ontology annotation, biological process: regulation of transcription by RNA polymerase II. Lineage: Eukaryota; Viridiplantae; Streptophyta; Magnoliopsida; Malvales; Malvaceae. The record is from RefSeq and is a predicted model, not a curated record. Gene Ontology annotation, cellular component: nucleus.
UAACAACUUUGGCAAUUGUGCAUGUGGGCGUUGAGCGGUGGCAUCGGAACACAACCGCAGAAGAAAAAGAAAAGAAAGCCUAAAGAACUGCGUGAUGAAACAAAAUUUCCAACUCUGGCGGUUUUGUUUUCUCUCGUCUUUCUUUCAUCUUCAUAUAUAAAAUAAUAUUAAAUAAUAUUAUUUCGACUUUUUCUGGGAAAACUGAAGAGAAUUUGGGUAUCCUAUAGUAAAUUUUUAGGGAUUAAUUAGAUUAGGGUUCAGGAUUCGUUCUUCUUCUACAUUUUUGAAAGCAGGGAUUAUUUGCAUCACCUCAUCAAUCGUUUCCUUAAUGGAAUCUACUAAGGAAAACAAGGAGGCCGAACUAGCUGUUCCAGGUGCUUCCCACUCCGAUAAGGGAGACCAUCCACAGCUUCACCAACAUCUUUCUUCUCCUUCCUCCAUGCCUUUGGACCCUAACUCCAUAAACUCUCACACUGGGAAUGCCAAUGCUGAUAACAACAUACAACCGCAUUCUCCGAAUGACCAACCUUCACUGAAGCCUGCUAUAGCAAUCCCACCUAAUGUGAAAUCUGAAUCCUGUGCUAAAACUUACUCCCUUUCUUCCUCCAAUCAUAUUCAAACUACUGAAGCCACCAUUAAUGUUAAAACUGAAACCUCCGCUGCCACACCUCCUAAAUUCACUACAAAUCCCAAAACUGAAACUUCUUCUGCAUUACAUCAAAGUAAAACCAAUUGUGAUGGUGACCCCAUACCUGCCUGCCCUAAUGAACCUGAACCGCUUGCGCCUUGUCCAUUUUCUGAUAUGAAACUGGUGAAGGAGAAGGUGGAAGAUGUGAAGAAUGGGGUCAAUAAACCUGACUUACCUACAACCCCUGUUAACAGGAACCGCAAUUCCGAGCUCUCAUUUCUCUUGGAUGACAUUCAUUUUUCUGAUGGCAAUGAGUCAGGAACAGAAGAGGAGCAAUCAGUCUUCAUGAAGCAACUGGAAAUUUUCUUCAAAGAUAGAGGCAUGGAAUUUAAGCCUCCUAAAUUUUAUGGUGAAGGACUCAAUUGCCUUAAGUUAUGGAGAGCUGUUACUAAAUUGGGUGGCUAUGACAAGGUAACUUCAUGUAAAUUGUGGCGGCAAGUGGGAGAAUCUUUCAAGCCCCCAAAGACCUGUACUACCGUUUCAUGGACAUUUCGUGGCUUCUAUGAGAAGGCACUCCUUGAUUAUGAAAGGCAUAAGACACGUGGGGGUGAGCUUAAUAUACCUAUUCCUUCCCAAUCAGAGUCUAUGAAUGUUGAUAACCAGGCUUCACGAUCUGGUAGAGCACGAAGGGAUGCAGCUGCACGUGCUAUGCGUGGUUGGCACUCACGUCAUUUCCAUAAUGGUGAAGUCAGUGACCCUAUAAUUAAGGAUAAGAAUUCUAUUUCUCUGCAAAAGCGUGAAAAACAGCUUAAAAGCCUAGGUUUGCUUAAACGUAAGAAACCAUAUUACUUGGACCAUGCUGUCAAGGCUGCACGUUCCAAAGUAUCUAAGGCACAUGUGGAGACAGAGAUAGUUGAUAUUGGACCCCCAGCAGAUUGGGUUAAGAUCAAAGUGCAGAAAACUAAAGAUUCUUUUGAGGUCUAUGCUUUAGUUCCAGGCCUUCUUCGAGAGGAGGUGCGUGUUCAAUCUGAUCCUGCAGGGCGCCUAGUAAUAAGUGGUGAACCCGAACAUCCAGACAACCCUUGGGGUGUCACACCAUUCAAAAAGGUUGUCAGCUUGCCCUCAAGGAUUGACCCACAUCAAACGUCAGCGGUGGUAACCCUUCAUGGACAGUUGUUUGUACGUGUUCCAUUUGAGCAAAGCUGACCGGUGGAAUUAUGGUGUGUGCUCCACCAACUGGGUGAAGAGGUGAGGGAGGGUGACUAAGAUUAAGCCUGACUGCCAGGGGCUAUUGAACGCAAUGUGUGGUGCUUUCAUGCUUUGCCCUGCCUCUGCCGCUCCAUUCAGGAAUCGCCGCAAUUUUUAAUUACGAGCCUUGUGUAGUUUUUGAUUGUCGUUUCUAACGUUACUGUUGUUUCGCAUAUGACACCAUUUAGUUUAAGCCCUUUUUUGUUUAGUGUAUAUGAGAUAUACAUAUUACAUGCACGUUAUCAUUUUAUUCUUAGGGGAAGUUGUACAUCGCAGAUUCUAUAGAUGUUCUUUUCCUUUUUCAUGAAACAUCUUUAUCAUUUACCACUGGUAGUAGGUAUUUGUUAGUACAAUAAAAACCGUAA